CUGCUUCACUUCAAUCUGUAGGAACAAGAUCUCUCCACAACCACUUUGCAAAUCAUCAAACACAACUGAAACAAAUACAUUACAAACAUAUCAACAACUUAGUGGACUCAAAUUUUCAUAGAAAAAUAAAAUUAUACACCUUGAAAAAGUGUUGAUUAAUUAAUUACAAUGGCCUUAAUCUCAUCUUCUUCUCUCACUACUAACCUUUUUGAUUGCAAAGCUCCUUUUCAAUCAUCACCUUCUUCUCCACAAUGUAUGAGACUAACCUCUCUUCCAUCACUCCCUUUGUUGUCUCAGAAUCAUGCAGUGAAGACAAAUUCUCAUUAUAGAAAGAUUGGUCGUGAUGUUAUGGUAAUGGCCACUGGUGAUGCACCAGCAGAUGUUGACUCAACUGAGCUACCUGAGUUUGUUAAGUCUCUUCAACAAACCUGGGACAAAGUUGAUGAUAAAUAUGCUGUGAGUACAUUGAUUGUAGCUGGUGUGAUUGCACUAUGGAGUUCAACUGGUUUGAUUUCAGCAAUUGAUAGGCUUCCCUUGAUUCCUGGAGUUCUUGAAUUAGUAGGCAUUGGCUACUCCGGGUGGUUUGCAUACAAGAACUUAGUUUUCAAACCAGAAAGGGAAGAGCUUGUACAGAAAGUAAAGGAAACGGUUAAUGAAAUAAUUGGGAGCAAAUAAAAAGAGUUGGGAAAUAUGCUAAAUUGCUGUUGACAUGAUAGAGUUCUAUCUUGCAGAAUUUCUGUUGAAGAUUUCAUCAUGAUAUUCAUUUUGUAGUCAUAUGCUUUUAGGCCAAAGCUUAUCCCAUGUAAUUUAAUAUUUUCUGGAAAAGAUAUUGUAUUUUAUAUAUAUGAAUCUACUUUCCAAUUUAAGACUAUCUUAUUUUCUUAA
Messenger RNA from Vicia villosa (hairy vetch), 885 nucleotides. RefSeq names its product protein CURVATURE THYLAKOID 1B, chloroplastic-like. NCBI's taxonomy places the organism in Eukaryota, Viridiplantae, Streptophyta, Magnoliopsida, Fabales, Fabaceae. Gene Ontology annotation, cellular component: chloroplast thylakoid membrane; thylakoid. The transcript has 6 exons. Bases 169 to 675 code for a protein of 168 amino acids. The record is from RefSeq and is a predicted model, not a curated record.